UGAUCUGAGUUGGAACACAGCGGGCAGUGAAGGGUCCCCUUGUGUUUGCUAUGCCAGCAAGGGACCCAUGGGCUGCCCGGUUCCUGCUCCUUGUCCUUCAACCAGCUCCUCCUUUUUUAAUGCCUACAUGUAGAACUUUUGUUCUGUUUCUCUCCCUCAUGGAAACCACUUUGACAGAUCCGGUGAUGUUUUCCCUUAAAGAGCAGCCGGAGAGACUUUCACACCUCAUCCUUGUUCUGAAUUCCUUUUGACGUUCAAUCUUCUGAGGUGGUCAGAGCCUGGUUUUGAGGUGGUGGUUAUUUUUCGGUGGGAGUGUUGUGUUUGCUGGGUGUCAGAGCAGUGGAGGACUUCGUUUUCUUUAAGUGGAGGAGUGCACCUUUUGUGCUGUGCAACCCCGUUUUCUUGCGAGAGACGGCCUGGGAGCGAGACCGCUGUAACGUGAUCCAGUGCCAGCCAAGGCAAAGAGGAGUGCCUUUUGCUGUUUAACGAAUGCUUUGAUAGAUAACAGCAGACAUGCUUUGUGGGCUGAAAAAGGAUUUGCAGUCUGAUUUUGAUGAUGGGCCUUAUUCAAAAGGAAGCAAAGACUCAGGUGGAUUGGACACCGCCUUGGUCUCAAGAAGGCAAAGUAUACCAGAAGAAUUUAGAGGAGUCACAAUUGUGGAGCUAAUCAAAAAAGAGGGAAGCACCCUUGGGUUAACCAUAGCUGGUGGCACAGAUAAAGAUGGGAAACCAAGGGUCUCUAAUCUAAGGCCGGGAGGACUGGCAGCAAGGAGUGAUCAGCUAAAUGUUGGUGAUUACAUCAAGUCAGUGAACGGGAUUAACUUGACAAAAUUGCGACAUGAUGAAAUUAUAAGUCUAUUGAAGAAUGUGGGAGAAAGGGUAAUAUUAGAAGUAGAAUAUGAGCUACCACUAGCUGCCCCAGAUAAUAGUGCUGGCAUCAUUCCAAAGACCAUUGAAGUUACCCUCUACAAAGAAGGCAAUAGUUUUGGAUUUGUACUACGAGGAGGAGCCCAUGAAGAUUGGCAUAAAUCUAGACCAUUAGUACUAACUUACGUUAGACCAGGUGGCCCAGCAGACAGGGAAGGGUCUUUGAAAAUUGGGGACAGGCUGUUGAGUGUGGAUGGGAUUCCUCUUCACAGUGUAAGUCAUGCUGAUGCACUAAACAUCCUGCGUCAGUGCAGCCAGGAGGCACUCUUCCAGAUUGAGUAUGAUGUCUCCAUAAUGGAUAUGGUAGCCAAUGCUUCAGGCCCUUUGCUAGUGGAAAUUGCAAAGGCUCCCGGUUCUGCCCUAGGAAUCACACUGUCAGUGAACACCCAUCGGAAUAAACAGGUCAUAAUCAUUGACAAGAUCAAGCCGGCUAGUGUGGUAGACAGAUGUGGGGCUCUGCAUGUAGGGGAUCAUAUCCUUUCCAUUGAUGGGACCAGCACAGAGCAUUGCUCCUUGUUGGAGGCCACCCAGCUGUUAGCAGCCACAUCAGAACAUGUCAAGUUAGAGAUACUACCUGCUCACCAUAAUAGACUUCCCCUCAAGCCUCUGGAUACAGUCAAAGUGCAGAAGAGUGACCACCACCAUUGCUGGGAUCCUUGCGUCAGCUACUGCCACACCCACCAUCCAGGACAUUGCAAGACACCUACCUGGAAUCAGACAUCCAGCCAGGACUAUUGUAAAUCUCUUGUAGCUUCCAACUUUGCAUCUCCCACAAUGAACACACCAGGGUUGGCCUGCCAGAAUUCCAAUACUCUACCUCGGAGCAAUCAUCCCAUGAGCCCACGGGCCACGAUGAUGAGGAGAAGACAGAGGAAGAAAGAGCACAAAAGUUCAUUGUCAUUAGCUUCCAGCACUGUGGGUCCUGGUGGGCAGAUUGUUCAUACAGAAACAACAGAGGUGGUUUUAAGAGGAGACCCCUUGAACGGCUUUGGACUGCAGCUCCAGGGUGGGAUCUUUGCUACCGAAACCCUCUCUUCGCCUCCUCUCAUCCGUUUCAUUGAGCCUGACAGUCCAGCAGAAAGGUGUGGCCUACUACAAGUUGGAGACAGAGUACUUUCCAUCAACAGCAUUGCAACAGAAGAUGGGACAAUGGAGGAAGCCAACCAGCUGUUGCGGGACGCAGCACUUACUAAUAAAGUUGUGCUAGAGAUUGAAUUUGAUGUGGCAGAAUCUGUCAUUCCAAGCAGUGGUACUUUCCAUGUGAAACUACCCAAGAAAAGGGGUGUGGAGCUUGGGAUUACCAUCAGUUCAAGCAGAAAGUCUGGUGAGCCUUUAAUUAUCUCUGAUAUCAAGAAGGGGAGUGUAGCACACAGGACUGGCACCUUAGAGCCUGGAGACAAGCUGUUAGCUAUUGAUAAUAUCCGACUUGACAAUUGCUCAAUGGAAGAUGCAGUGCAGAUUUUAAAACAGUGUGAAGAACUUGUCAAAUUGAAGAUCAGGAAGGAUGAGGAUAACUCUGAUGAACAAGAAACCACUGGGGCUAUCAUCUACACAGUGGAAUUGAAGAGAUAUGGUGGACCCCUGGGAAUCACUAUUUCAGGAACAGAGGAACCUUUUGACCCCAUCGUCAUUUCAGGCUUGACAAAACGAGGGCUAGCAGAAAGAACUGGAGCCAUCCAUGUAGGAGAUCGGAUAUUAGCUAUUAAUAAUGUCAGCCUUAAAGGGAAGCCCCUGAGUGAAGCCAUUCAUCUACUCCAAAUGGCUGGAGAGACAGUAAUGCUGAAGAUCAAAAAGCAGACCGAACGGACUUUUCCACAAAAAUCUGGGAGCAUGAAUGAGGUCAGUGACCUAGAGGAUGAUCUGGCUGAUUCUCAGAAAACUAGCAAGCUCUCCGAGGUGUAUUCUACCACAAUCCCUAGUGUGGAUAGUGCCAUGGAAUCCUGGGAUGGUUCGGGUAUUGAUACAGGCUACGGAAGCCAAGUAGGUACCUACUUGCCUCAGGCUGUUGGCAUUGCUCUUCACCCCCAUCAAUGGAGAUCCAGCAGGCAGAAGAGCAGCACUCCUCCUGGAGAUCCCAGGAAGAGCUACCCUUUCAUGCAUGGCAGCUUCAGCGAGGAAGACUGGGAGAAGCACAGCAGAUAUCCCACCCGCCAAAAUGGCCUUGAGAUGCCACAUGAGGAUAAUUUUUGGAGCGUUUUUGGAGAAGCUUUGGAGGACUUGGAAACAUGCGGCCAGUCUGAACUUUUGAGGGAGAUUGAGGCAUCCAUCAUGACUGGGAGUGUACAUAAUCUGAGCCUUGAUGGGGGCAAGUUGCCCAGGAACUCUGUAAACCAGUCAGGACUGAGCCCAGCAAGGAAAAGUAACCCCAAGAGCUCAGGUGAAGGGCAGAACAACAGCAGUGUGACCCCUACCAAGAAUGACAAGAACUUGGAGAUCAAGAUGAUAAAGGAUGAGAUUCAAGAAAUCAUGUCUCCAACUCCUCUUGAGCUGCAUAAGGUGACGAUUUACAAGGAUCCCGAGACUGAAGACUUUGGGUUCAGUGUCUCUGAUGGCUUGCUAGAAAAAGGUGUCUAUGUGAAUAUGAUCCGUCCAGGUGGGCCAGCUGACCAAUGUGGACUCAAGCCUUACGACAGAGUCCUCCAGGUGAAUUGCAUCCGUACAAGGGACUUUGAUUGCUCCCUGGCUGUUCCUCUGAUAUCUGAGGCUGGAAAUAAACUGGACCUUGUAAUCAGUCGAAAUCCCCUGGCUUUCAUUGCCAACACUUGUCUACAGGAGCCAAGAAGUUUUCCAAACCAGCAGUCGGUUGGAGGGGAGGUGAAGACAAGCGCACAGACACUCUGAAGAAUGGGUGGGUUCGGUGUCAGCUGUUCUCAAAGUUCUGUGGGGGCAAAGGAAUUAAUGAGUGUAUGUUGUGUGUUGCGUGAGGGUUUUUGUUUUGGUUGUUUUCAUUUUUCUUUUGCACUUGUAUUUAUGCUUAAUCUGUGUAAUGUCAGUUGCUGUGAAUAAAUGUUUCCUCUCCCCCAACCAGUCACAUUUUGAAGCCAACGCAACUUGGCUUUGAAGGAUCAAGCUGAGAUGGAUUAAACUAGUAAGGGAUGGAGUUGGCUGCUGACAGCAACACCCAGAAUAAUUCACCUACAGGAGAACAUCCUUACUCAUGAUAUGAGUGUCUCCAAUGCAUGGGAUGAUAGGGCACCAACUUCUCUUCCCCAGUCUUGAAGGACUUGGAUACAUGGUGCUGUUUUAGUUUGCUUUGUUUAAUCAUGUAAAGUUAAUCUUAAAAUGGAUCCCCUCAUUUUUUGUGAAACACCCCUACAACAUCCCUUGAGCCGUUUCUCCCAUUCCCCUGCACACUUUCACAGAUCACUGUGUCACACGUCCCUUUGAAACUAAAAGCACGUUUUACUUUUGGGUUUAAUUUAAAAGGCAACAAGUUGAUCACAGAAGAUGAAGCUCUGACAAAUACCUUCCCCUUAAUGUCUGAGGCAUUUAUUCUUUGGGAGGUAGCAGAAAUACUUUUUAACUUCAAAAUACUGUCUAGCUUAGUUUCUUACUAAGUUUCUUACUCUCCAUCCACUCUACCAUUUCUUGAAAGCACUUAUUGUAGAGUGUUACAUGGAGAAGAUGAAGCUCUGGGACUGCCCUUUUCUUUGUGGGCACACACACAGCACCAAAAUUGUUCCUUGAUGCCCUCCCUGUAUAUGCUUGUGAGUAGGCAGCUGAACACAGAUCACUUGCAUCAAACUCUUGUCUCACCCUUAAAGUUCUGUGUGGUGGUGGUGGUGGUGGGAGGAACCUUUGUUACUCUAUAGCAUGAGACACUGUCUCUAGAUUGGUAUCGUACCUCCAAGUACAUCCUCUGUGGGUUGCUUCAGUGCAAGUCAAAAUGUGUAUGUUUGUUUAAUCCCAUGAUAAUGUUUGACACCUUGUUGUAAUCUACCAGUAGCAGCAGCCCUGUAUUUUUCAAUAAUUACCAUUUUUCCUAUGACUUGUGAGCAUGAUGCCUUUGUGAACCAGGACCCUGCAUCAGCUUCCCGAGUCAAAUCCUAUUGUUGUGCUGUCGGGUGUGAUAUUCACAUUCUUUCAAUUAUCUGCCUACAGUUAACAGUCGCAAAAGAGGCCAUGAUUUCUUCAUUUCAAAGGGGGAAAAUGCCAGGAUUUGUGGUCUCUCCCUGGUUAGUCCAGUUGCCUAUGCUGGUGGGUUCUGGACAGCACUUUAUUGUGACUAUUUAAAUUGACCCUUUCUUGGGAACUUAGUCCUUGAAUGGGAAAACUGGCUCCUCUCUUCCUUUCUAAUGGCUUUAAUUUUGUUGUGUUAUUUUCUACUGUUUUGAUCCAUAUUGAGACACCAUGUUUUGGUCAAGACUGGAAACACCCGUUAGAUGAGUGCUGAUCCAAGACACAUUUCUGGUCUGAACCCAGUCCAAGCUGUGAGCAUAUAUAUCUGUUUUGCUAUUUCACAGCACUGCUAUUUCAGUGACUUUCUUAAGGUGUGCAUGAGUCUCUCAUCAGGCUGUCUCUAGUUGUAGCCAUUCUCUCUUCUCAAAGUAUGCAAUAUUCCAUACCAUUGCUGCCAUAACCUAGAUAAUGUGCCAUAAAAAAAACAAAAAAGUAUUGAUGGAUGUGUGGAAAAUGGGGGUUUUAUAUGCAAUAUUCUCAUAAUUGGCAGAAGCUCCAUGUGGCUUCAAUUAGGUUUUUAAUGAAGACUUUUAAUAAGGCUUUAAAAAUGGUCCUUGUAUCCCUUCCUAUGCAUUUUGAAUGAUAUAAAAAUGAAAUGCAUUAAAUGUGUAUUUUUAUCCAUAUAUUAAGAGUGUAUUCCUGUAAAGUAUUUUUAUAUGCUAAUUUUCUUAUGUAUCUAUGAAAGCACAAUAUUCAAAGAAUAUUUUAGUCCUGUUUUGGACCUAUUUGUAAAUCUAUGUAUUUAAAUGGUAUUGCA
Candoia aspera is the source of this 5863-nucleotide messenger RNA. It is a transcript of the gene GRIP2, whose product is annotated as glutamate receptor interacting protein 2. The transcript is spliced from 24 exons. Lineage: Eukaryota; Metazoa; Chordata; Lepidosauria; Squamata; Candoiidae. Gene Ontology annotation, molecular function: protein binding. The record is from RefSeq and is a predicted model, not a curated record. Gene Ontology annotation, biological process: neurotransmitter receptor transport, endosome to postsynaptic membrane. Bases 514 to 3768 code for a protein of 1084 amino acids.